AUAGAUUAUGAAGAGUUGCGUAAUGAUAAAUAAUUUGUUUUGAUAAUUCAUGGCUGGUCGAAGCCGGCCGGCAAUCAGGCAGGCAGUUCUCGAGACCGUGCUGCCCCAAGUAGCCGUGUCGACUUCGCACCAGUCCCGUAUUUAUUUACCUUGACAAAAAUAUGGCGCGCCUGUUGUUUAUUGCGCCUAUCCUGGCGUUGGCUAUAAUGCCAGUGUACUUCUUAUUCCUAAAAGGACCACCUCCAUUACCCGAACUAGACAUGAACGAGUGGUGGGGCCCAGAGAAGCUGAAAGAAAAACCUGACACUAGUAUAAAACCAUUCAAAAUUGCCUUUGGAGACACUAUUGUAAAAGACUUAAAAGACCGUCUCAAGCGUUCUCGGUCUUUCACUGCUCCGCUAGAGGGUGUGGCAUUCCAGUACGGCUUCAACACUGCUCAGCUCGAUGGUUGGCUGAAGUACUGGGCUAACGAUUACAAGUUCAAGGAGAGAGAGACCUUCCUCAACCAGUAUCCUCAGUUCAAAACCAAUAUCCAGGGUCUUGAUAUCCACUUCAUCAGGGUUACACCGAAGGUACCUGCAGGAGUGGAAGUGGUACCAAUGCUACUCCUCCACGGAUGGCCAGGCUCUGUCAGGGAGUUCUACGAGGCUAUUCCUCUCAUCACGGCAGUCAGCAAGGACCGUGACUUCGCUGUCGAAGUCAUUGUUCCAAGUCUACCUGGCUAUGGAUUCUCCGAUGCUGCAGUUCGUCCCGGCCUGGGAGCCCCACAAAUGGCAGUAGUGAUGAAGAACCUGAUGAGCAGACUCGGAUACAAGAAGUUCUACGUGCAGGGCGGUGACUGGGGCAGUAUGAUCGGUAGUAACUUGGCUACUCUCUUCCCUGAGGACAUCCUAGGUUUCCACACGAACUUUGCAAUGACGAUGACUCCUGUAGCCACCCUCAUGGAACUGAUCGGUUCUGUAUACCCUCCUCUGGUGGUGGAGGAACAUCUCGCUGACAGGAUGUAUCCGCUGAACAAGAGGUUCUCACAUCUCCUUGAGGAGUCUGGUUACAUGCAUAUUCAAUCCAGCAAGCCUGAUACUGUUGGUGUCGGUCUCUCCGACUCACCAGCCGGUCUUCUAGCAUACAUCCUGGAGAAGUUCUCCACGUGGACUCGACCAGACCACCGUGAGCAGCCUGAUGGAGGUCUUGCCUUCCGUUUCUCGAAGGACCAGCUGCUGGACAACCUGAUGUUCUACUGGGCUCCCGGCUCCAUCACCUCCUCCAUGAGGCUAUAUUCCGAGAACUUCAACUCCAAAGUUAUGGGGAUGAAGCUUGAUUAUAUCCCAACCACAGCACCAGUUUGGGUGACUCAAGCAAAAUAUGAGCUGGCUUACCAACCACCCUUCCUCAUAAAGCUGAAGUUCAGCAACCUGGUUGGAGUGACAGUCCUCGAUGAUGGAGGGCACUUCCUAGCCUUCGAGCUGCCCAAGGUCUUCGCAGAAGAUGUCCUGAAAGCGAUAGGAGAGUUCAGGAAGAUAGCCAAGAAGAAUGUCAAGACUGAUUUGUAAUUUUAGUUGCGAGUUGAAAUAUUUUUGUACAGAGUAUUGUUGUGUUUUUUUUUAAUAUAAAGGGUGCUUUUGGAGUGAA
Spodoptera frugiperda (fall armyworm) is the source of this 1629-nucleotide messenger RNA. RefSeq names its product juvenile hormone epoxide hydrolase-like. The record is from RefSeq and is a predicted model, not a curated record. Gene Ontology annotation, molecular function: epoxide hydrolase activity. Gene Ontology annotation, biological process: epoxide metabolic process. The coding region runs from base 162 to 1550 and encodes 462 amino acids. The transcript has 8 exons. NCBI's taxonomy places the organism in Eukaryota, Metazoa, Arthropoda, Insecta, Lepidoptera, Noctuidae.